Penicillium argentinense is the source of this 519-nucleotide messenger RNA. RefSeq lists its product as uncharacterized. The transcript has a single exon. Lineage: Eukaryota; Fungi; Ascomycota; Eurotiomycetes; Eurotiales; Aspergillaceae. The record is from RefSeq and is a predicted model, not a curated record. Gene Ontology annotation, molecular function: carboxy-lyase activity. Bases 1 to 519 code for a protein of 172 amino acids.
AUGCCCAUCCGACCGUCUCUCGAAGGAUCCACGUUCAACACGGACCUUCGCGACCGCCAUCUGAUUUAUGACUAUGCGGCGCAAGACGAGCAGGGGAAUCCGGAGAAGUGGCGCUAUGAGAUGUGGUUCCAGAAUGAAGACCGCAUCAACUACGCCAUCCACGGCGGGCCGAUGGCGGGCCGCAUCAACUUCCAGACAGCGGAGUACCAGUGCAUUCGGCCCGGCGAGCUAUGGCAGUGUAACUGGCUCGAGGAGACAGGGACCAUGUGCUCGUUAGUCUAUGAUAUCCCUAACAAGCGGAUCACGACCAUGCUAGGGUUCUCCAAGGGUCAUUGGGAGAACGCGAAGGAGGCACACGGUGAUAAGCGGAACCCGGAUGAUUUCGACAGAUGGCGCGGGCUUGCGAGGAUUGGGAUCCAGACCGAUCGGGUGAUGUUGAGUGAGCAGGCGGAUAUCCUAGAGGAUUUCCGGGGGCCCGGGAAUCUCAAGCCUGCUGAUAAUAGUUGGCCCACGUUGUGA